UGUUAUCCUGGGUUAAAUGCAUGGUUUAUUUUUAGAAAGGAUACAAAUCAAACUUUCAUCAACCAACAUUAUUAUACACUGCAGAAAUCUUCUAGAAGAUGUGACAGUAGUGUGUUGUGACUGACUAAUACACCUCCUGGUGUGUGUAUGUCUACCAUAUCAGAUAACAGGACGAGACAAAUUACUGCAUUAGUUCAUUAUUGUCUGUACUGUGAGUUCUCCCUGUGUAUUCUGACACCUUUCUAUCAGAACCAGCAUUAUCUUCUUCAGCAAUUUUAGCAAAAGUAGCUCGUCUGUUGGAUCGGAUCACACGGGCCAGCCUUCACUCCCCACAUCCAUCAAUGAGCCUUUGACCCUGUCACCAGUUCACCACUGUUCAUUCCUUGAACCACUUUUGAUAGAUACUAACCACUGCAGACCGGGAACACCCUAGCUAGCUAACUAUCACAAUUUGGUUCUGGUCAAUCUCACUCAAAUCCUUACACUUGCUCAUUUUUCCUGCUUCUAACACAUCACCUUUGAGGACAAAAUGUUCACUUGCUGCCUAAUAUAUCCCACCCACUAAUCAGUGUUAUUCACUUCACCUCUCAGUUAUCAUAAUGUUAUGCCUGAUCGGUGUACAUGGCAGUUAAUGGUUUGGUUAUGUUAAAUGACCCCUACAUUUGAUUAACUGUGCAAAUGUGUGUGUAUGCAAGGUAACUAAGUAAAAUAAAUAAAUAAAAUAAAAUAAACCACCAGACAAAACACAAAGCCCUUUGAUGUCCUCGGUAUUGGAAACAUGUACAAACUUAUACUACGUUCUUUCCUAAAAUAUUAGAUGUCUCCUUACAGAAAACUUUACAAUAUCGACAAGUAUACAUUUUAUUUAGAUCAAUAGAAACAGUAAAAUAUCAGAAUAAGCACUUUAUUAUAAACCCGUGUUUCAGACAUGCCUACAUCACUACGCUUAGAGCUGCUGUUACAGAAAAAUCAAUUAACACAAUCGAACCAAUCAGAUCUCAAAAUCCAUUUUAAAGCACGUCUUCGGAAAUAAACUGAUACUUAAUCCCAUCUCCUUGCUUGAAAUAGCGCAAUGCUCAGAGCUGCUAUGCUCUAGCUUCAGCUCUCUCUCUCUUCACUGAAACCGUGCAGAUAAGUGAUCAGUAAAUCUGUAACCUCCUAGACAUAUUGCUAUUACUACUACUAUAAAUGUAAAAAUUACUCGGAUGCCUAAAAGAAACCUUCACAGACAGACAGCUUCAGCUGUGUGCUAUUAAAAGCACAGGAGUCCCAAAGCUCUUGUUGGUGGAGCUGCUGCUCAGAGUGUCCGAGCUGAGCUGUUGGUAGAGCUGUGAGAAAAGUUAACUCAGGACAAACUUCUCAAACCUCUGCACUCAGGAUUCAAAUCACGUGACUUGCUUUUAUAUUCUGAGAUACCUGAAAAGACUUUCAAACACCACCAUGCAUAAGCACAACAGUGCAGAGUCACAAAUGCCCACAGUUUUGCUGCUGUCUGUUGUUGUGGUGGUGGCAGCAGGAAUAUUCCAUCUGUACAGUGUGAUACUGCAAAUGCUGCACAAAACACCUGUGCAAAACAAAGUAGUGCUAAUAAGCGAUUCAUUAUCAGCCCUGGGGAAAGAGUGUGCAAAGCUCUUCCACAAGCGAGGAGCCCGGCUGAUCCUCUGUGGGAAGAGCUGGGAAAAGCUUGAAGCUCUGGCACAGCAGCUGGUCAAUGAAUCAGAUCCUAUUUUAACAUUCCCACCGAAAUUAAUACAGCUGGAUUUCACAGACAUGGAGAUGAUGCCAGAUGUGCUGUCAGAUGUACUUGACUGCUAUGGCUACCUGGACAUUCUCAUCAUUAACAGCAGCAUGAAAGUGAAGGCACCUGCACAGUCUCUGUCUCUGGAAAUGGACAAGACAGUUAUGGAUGUCAACUACUUUGGACCAAUCACGCUGGCCAAAGGUGUUCUGCCCUCAAUGAUCUCCAGAAGGUCUGGCCACAUUCUCCUGGUCAACAGCAUUCAGGGAAAACUGACCGUUCCUUUCCGAACAACUUAUGCUGCCUCCAAACAUGCAGUACAAGCCUUCUUCGACUGCCUAAGAGCUGAGGUGCAAGAGUCUGGCAUCUCUGUUAGCACCAUCAGCCAUACCUUUAUAACCUCUGCUCCCACAACCCAGCACACCACCACGAGCAAUUCCAUCCUGUCAGUGCUAACAGGACAGAAACCUCAUGGCAUUUCACCAGAAGAGAUGGCCAAUGCAAUACUGCAAACUUUGGGCAGUAAGAAGAAAGAAAUCAUCAUGGCCCACUCCAUCUCAAAAGCAGCUAUCUACUCCCGCUCUCUCUUUCCCAACUUCUUCUUCGCUGUAAUGGCAGCAGGAGUGAGGAAAGCUACAAGUGUGGAGCAGUGAAAUGUGACAUUAUUUGAGCUGUAUUCAAAACCUUUUGUGUUUUUAUCACAAGUACUCUUGUGAAAUUACAUCAUGUCACAAAAUGUUAAUAUAUUUGUAGUGAAACAAAUAGAUUUAUGUUCCUGAAUGUGAUAUACACCGAUCAGGCAUAACAUUAUGAGCACUGACCGGUGAAGUGUAUAACACUGAUUAUCUCCUCAUCAUGGCACUUGUUAGUGGGUGGGAUAUAUUAGGCAGCAAGUGAACGUUUUGUUCUCAAAGUUGAUGUGUUAGAAGCAGGAAAAAUGGGCAAGCAUAAAGAUUUGAGCAAAUUUGACGAAGGGCCAAAGUGUGAUGGCUAGACGACUGGAUCAGAGCAUCUCCAAAACUGCAGCUCUUGUAGCGUGUUCCCGGUCUGCAGUGGUCAGUAUCUAUCAAAAGUGGUCCAAGGAAGGAGCAGUGGUGAACUGGUGACAGGGUCAUGGGUGGCCAAGGCUCUUUGAUGCACGUGGGGAGUGAAGGCUGGCCCGUGUGAUCCAAUCCAUCAGACAAGCUACUGUUGCUCAAAUUGCUGAAGAAUUUAAUGCUGGUUCUGAUAGACAGGUCAGAAUACACAGUGCAUGACGGGUCAGGGCUGUCUUGGCAGUAAAAGGAGACCAACACAAUAUUAGGUAGAUGGUCAUAAUAUUAUGCCUGAUCGGUGUAUACGGUAAAAGUGACCAUUUUCCCCUACACCUUCCUUCUAAGGACCUUUCUUAAGAUCUUUGUCUAUUUUCCACGGAUUUCUGCAAGUCUCUAGUUCCUUCAGUUGUUUGGUAGUCUUUGUGUCUUUCAUGUUUGGUCCAUUUCUAAAUCAUUGUUGUGGCAGCUCGCCAUGUUUUUACUAUCUUCUCCAUCUAUGUGAUAGUUUAGCUCUUUGUAAUUGUUGUUUAAGGGCAUGUAAAAGCUGUUUUAAUAACAUCACUGACUCUUAACAUAAGUGUUUACAGCAAACUGCUUGAGAAUAACAGCCUGUCGCAUUACAAUAGAGGAUAAAUA
Molecule: messenger RNA, 3408 nt
Organism: Hemibagrus wyckioides
Lineage: Eukaryota; Metazoa; Chordata; Actinopteri; Siluriformes; Bagridae
Gene: dhrs7ca
Product: dehydrogenase/reductase (SDR family) member 7Ca
Exons: 8
Coding region: 1441-2391 (316 amino acids)
Biological process (GO): regulation of release of sequestered calcium ion into cytosol by sarcoplasmic reticulum
Cellular component (GO): sarcoplasmic reticulum membrane
Molecular function (GO): all-trans-retinol dehydrogenase (NAD+) activity
Source: RefSeq, a predicted model, not a curated record